Molecule: messenger RNA, 3206 nt
Organism: Salvelinus fontinalis (brook trout)
Lineage: Eukaryota; Metazoa; Chordata; Actinopteri; Salmoniformes; Salmonidae
Product: constitutive coactivator of PPAR-gamma-like protein 1
Exons: 12
Coding region: 309-2747 (812 amino acids)
Cellular component (GO): nucleus
Source: RefSeq, a predicted model, not a curated record
GCUUCUUUCUCCGCCACACAUCCACAGAUAUGGCUCUGUGAGAAGGCACAUGGUGGCGGCUAACCAUGAACCAAAAAAUACAUCACCAAAAACAGUUCAUGCAUCAGUAGCAACCCGAUUUCGUUUAUUUUGGAUUCAACCAUUGCAACAACUCCACUAGACAUACAAUUGGUUUGCACUGUUACGGGGAGAGAAGCUAGCAAGCAACUUGGAACCCCCCCACCUUUUUCUCCAGUUUUACUGCGCUAUUUUACUCGGUUUUUAAACAGUUUUUGGUUGCAAUCGCUCCUUUUUUAAAGACAGUCAUCAUGGGUGUUCAAGGUUUCCAAGAAUACAUAGAAAAGCACUGCCCUACUGCCGUGGUACCGGUGGAGCUCCAGAAGCUAGCCCGGGGAAGUCUGGUCGGAGGAGGCAGGCAGAGACCACCUCAGAGCCCGCUACGGCUGCUGGUUGACGCGGAGAACUGCCUCCACCGGCUCUACGGUGGUUUCUACACCGACUGGGUAAGCGGCGGGCAGUGGAACCACAUGCUUGGGUACCUGGCUGCCCUCGCCAAGGCCUGCUUCAACGGCAACAUUGAGCUACUGGUGUGCUUCAAUGGCGCCAUGGAGAAAGGCCGUCUUCACGAGUGGGUCAAACGACAGGUGAACGAGAGACAGACAGCGCAGCAGAUUGUCAGCCAUAUCCAGAAUAAGGGGACUCCUCCACCGAAGGUCUGGUUUCUUCCCCCAGUGUGCAUGGUCCAUUGCAUCCGGCUGGCCCUAAUCAGGUUCCACAUUGGGGUUGUCCAGAGUAUCGAGGAUCAUCACUUGGAGGUGAUAUCUCUGUGCAGGGAGAACGGGUUCCACGGCCUGGUGGCGUACGACUCGGACUACGCGCUGUGUAACCUCCCCUACUACUUCUCUGCCCACGCCCUGAAGCUGAGUCGUAACGGGAAGAGCUUGACCACCUCCCAGUACCUGAUGCAUGAAGUGGCCAAACAACUGGACCUCAACCCCAACCGCUUCGUUAUCUUCGCUUCACUUUUAGGUAACCACAUACUUCCUGAUGAAGACUUGGCUGCCUUUCACUGGAGUCUCCUGGGUCCAGAGCAUCCGCUAGCAUCGCUCAAGGUGCGCGCCCACCAGCUAGUGCUCCCGCCGUGUGACGUGGUCAUCAAGGCAGUGGCUGACUAUGUUCGAAACAUGACGGACUUCAGCGACCUGGAGGCCAUCGCUAACGACAUCUUCAGACACUCACAGUCCAGGACUGAUGACAAAGUUGUCCGCUUUAAGAAAGCAGUGGAGUACUACUCAGCAGCCAGCAAGUCUCAACACUUCUCACCUUACCAAGUCGGACCAAACCAGACAGGAGGAGUUUCUCCUGUAGCAGCAGUUCUGUCACACUACGCAGCUCCGCCGCCUCAGACGCUCAACAUUCCUCCCCCGUCGGGGAAACCUGCGGUCCAGCCUGUCUACUCAGCCCCCCCGGUCGUAGAGCCUGGCCCGGGGACUGGGGCUAAUGCUGGCCCUAGUGGUGACCCUGGUGCUGGUCUCAGUCCUGGUACGUCUGUUCUGGAGUCAUCGGUGGGGAAGACCCUGGCAGAGCAGGUUCCAAGCAGCUUCAGCAACAUUCCUCCUAAAGAGAAGCACACGCCGCUGUACGAGAGGUCUUCUCCCAUCAACCCCUGUUUUCCCCCGGGGGGCACGGCCGCCACCAGCCCCUCUUCCUCCUCAUCCUCCUCUUCCUCCACCACCUCCUCAGAGAACGAGGACAACGCAGGCUUCACUGCCAAUCAUGUAAGUGACCAUAAAGGAGGAUGGGACAGACCAUCAGAGAGCACAGCAGAGGGGGAACUGGGAGGAUGGGACAAACCAUCAGCGAGCACAGCAGUGGGGGAGCUGGGAGACCAAACCAAGGCUAACCCAACGGUGACCCCUCCUGUGGCUCAGGGGUUAGAGGUCAGCGGUCAUCUGAAUGCCCAGAUCCCGUCUUUGCUGUCAAUGCCGACCAGGAACCACAUGGACAUCACUACGCCUCCACUCCCCAUGGUGGCUCCGGAGGUCCUCAGAGUGGCCCAACACAGACACAAGAAGGGCCUGAUGUACCCCUACAUCUACCACAUCCUUACCAAGGGGGAGAUAAAGCUGCCCGUCACCAUAGAGGAUGAGGCCAAUCAGGAGCUCCCGUCAGCAGUGCAGCUGUUCAGACCCAUCCGCCAGUAUGUUUACGGGGUACUCUUCAGCCUGGCUGAAGCCAAGAAGAAGGCUGAGAGACUAGCCAUGAGGCGCAACCGUCUGCCUGAAUACCCCCCUGUGGCAGUGAAGGAGUGGGCGGCCUACAAGGGGAAGUCCCCCCACACCCCAGAGCUGGUGGAGGCUCUGUCCUUCCGAGAGUGGACCUGUCCAAACCUGAAGAAGCUGUGGCUGGGCAAGGCUGUGGAGGAUAAGAAUGGCAGGAUGAGGGCCUUUCUGGCCUGUAUGAGGUCAGAUGCCCCAGCCAUGCUCAACCCAACCUGCGUCCCCACACACCUACUGGUUCUCUGCUGCGUGUUGAGGUUUAUGUUACAAUGGCCAGGCGUAAGAGUGUUGCGUGGUAAGGAACUGGACGCGUUCCUCGCCCAAGCACUUUCUCCGAAACUCUAUGAGCCUGAACAGCUGCAGGAACUCAAGGUGAUUUUACCACCCAGUGGCAGCCAGGGGUAUUACAUGUUGCUUUCACCCACACACACACACACACACAUUAACUAUACUCCUGGACUAGUCUGAGGAGUGUCCUGGAACCACCCAGUGGCAGACAGUGGUAUUACAUGUUGCUUUCACCCACACACACACACACACACAUUAACUUUACUCCUGGACUAGUCUGAGGAGUGUCCUGGAACCACCCAGUGGCAGACAGUGGUAUUAGGGUCUGGAACACAUAACAUUAACCCUGACCUCUGACCCUAACACACCCACUCCUUCACUGCCACAGGGGGGUCUGGAACACAUAACAUUAACCCUGACCUCUGACCUCUGACCCUAACACACCCACUCCUUCAAUACCACAGGGGGGUCUGGAACACAUUAAUAACAUUAACGCUGACCUCUGACCCUAACACACCCACUCCUUCACUACCAUAGGGGGGGUCUGGAACACAUAACAUUAACCCUGUAGUGGAGGGUUACUACUGUAGUGGAGGGUUACUACUGUAGUGGAGGGUUACUACUGUAGUGGAGGGUUAC